Messenger RNA from Neurospora tetraspora, 2425 nucleotides. RefSeq names its product multicopper oxidase-domain-containing protein. Bases 473 to 2287 code for a protein of 604 amino acids. Gene Ontology annotation, molecular function: oxidoreductase activity; copper ion binding. The transcript is spliced from 3 exons. NCBI's taxonomy places the organism in Eukaryota, Fungi, Ascomycota, Sordariomycetes, Sordariales, Sordariaceae. The record is from RefSeq and is a predicted model, not a curated record.
GGAAAUCAAGUUAGUUUCCACGCUGGAUUCCCGGAUGGUACCUGACGAUUCCGUUUGGCAGACCGUCAUCAUCGUCCUCAGGGAUGAUGUGUAUCUUACUGCAUCGACCAGGGCAACAGACACGGAAGAUGUCGAUCUGGGUAGUGGGUCGAUACCGAAACUGCAUCUGCGAUCUAUCCACCCUGCGUAUUAUUUCCUAUCCCCAGUGUGCUGGUCACAUUACGGGGCGUUUUGUCGGGACAGCCAUGGACUAGGCCUGUGGUGAUCAUUGUGUCAUGGCGCCAAAGUGGUAGGCCCUUGCGGUCGUAGUCUCCCAAGGUGGUUUGUAUAAGUAGUAACGAUGUAGUUCCUCGUAGUUGAGGAUACUCGGCCCUUCUUGGACACUCAUACCCAUACUCUUCCUUCCUACAACUCGGUUGUACUUAUAAGGUGGACAAAGGGUAUUUUCUUUUUCUUCCCUUUAAUCUUCAUCAUGGGCGUAAUAGGACGCGCCAUAGUAGAGGUCAGCUCCAAACUCACAGGUGUUGUCGCGAGCUUGACCCAAGAGAAAACAAAUGGUUCAUCACGACUGGGAACGUUUCUCUUUCCACUUCUAGCAUUUUUCUUGGGCAAUCUAACACCAGAUGGGCAAUAUCCAUGGGGAAACCUAACCGACUGGGGCAACAACCAAUACACCGAGUGUCCUAUAACAGGAGCAGUGAGGACGUACGACUUUGUCAUCAGCCGAGGAGUCAUUGCACCGGAUGGAUACCAACGGGACGUCUUACUAGUCAACGGCGCCUUUCCAGGGCCCCUGAUCGAAGCGAACUGGGGUGACAAGAUUGUCGUCAAUGUCUUCAACAACAUUUCUUCUCCGGAGGAGGGCACAUCAGUCCACUGGCACGGUUUCCUCCAACAAGGUACUCCAUGGGACGACGGCGCACCGGGAGACACCCAAUGUCCCAUCGCUCCCGGCAAAAGUUACACCUACGAGUUCAUAGCUAGUCUCUACGGCACUUCCUGGUACCACGCCCACUACUCAGCGCAAUACGCAGGUGGCAUCGUCGGUCCCAUCGUCGUCCACGGCCCCACCCAGGCCAAGUACGACAUCGACCUCGGCCCCGUCAUGCUUAGCGACUGGUACCACCGCCCUUACUUCGAUCUGAUCAAAGACAUGCUCGCCCCCGGUGGCUCGCCCCGUGUGCCCUCCGACAAUAACCUUAUCAACGGCAAGAUGAAUUUUGACUGCGACGCCGCCGCCGCCGCGGGCGACAAAACCCCCUGCACCCCCAACGCGGGGAUCUCCAAGUUCAAGUUCCAAACCGGCAAGACCCACCGCCUCCGGCUCGUGAACUCCGGCGCCGACGGCGUCCAGCGCUUCUCCAUUGACGGCCACACCAUGACCGUCAUCGCGAAUGACUUCGUCCCCGUCAAGCCUUACAACGUGACCGCCAUCUCCCUGGCUGUCGGCCAGCGCGCCGAUGUCCUCGUUACCGCCAACGCUGCUGGCAGUGACCCCAAGUCUGCCUUUUGGAUGCGUUCCGACCUGACCAAGUGCUCCGCCGCCAAGCAACCUAUCGCUCUAGCAGCCGUUUACUACGACCAAGCCGACCCGGACAUAGCGCCGACUAGUCAACCGUGGGCAGACGCGGGCGAUCCGGAGAGGGAUUGUGGCGCGAGCGAUGAUUUGGAUAAGAGGGAGCCGCUUUAUCCGAUUCCCGUCAGGGGCGAGCCGGCGGUGACGAAGGAGAUGAAGAUCGAGGCGUACAGGAACGCGUCGGAUGUUUUUCUGUGGAAGUUCGGUGGUGUGAGUACGAGGGUGGAUUAUAAUCACCCGGCGUUGGAUAUGGUGGUCAAAGGGAAUAUGAGUUUCCCGGAGGUGUGGAAUGUGAGGGAUUUUGGGGCGGCGAAGACGGUUAGGCUGGUCGUGUUAAAUAAGGGGCCUGGAACACACCCAAUGCAUCUCCACGGGUAUAACUUCUACGUCCUCUCCUCCGGCCCCGGCGACUGGGACGGCAAGACGAUUGUCCGCCCUUCGAACCCCGUGCGACGAGACGUCGAGAUUGUCAGACCCUGGGGGCACUUGGUGCUGCAGUUUGACGCGACGAACCCGGGCGUGUGGGCGUUCCAUUGCCAUAUCGCGUGGCAUGCGUCGGGAGGGUUCUUCUCGAGCUUCGUGACUCAGCCGGAGGAGGUGAGGAGGCGAUGGGGUGGGAGCGGGAUGCCGCCGAAGAUGGAGCAGGUGUGUAGGGAGUGGGAUGCGUGGAGCCAGAUCAACGUUGUUGAUCAGAUUGAUAGUGGGUCAUAAGGAGGGAAGGGAAGGUGGAGGAUAUGAUGGCUGGGAGCGAACUAGGUAAUUUGGUUAUGGGAGUUUGGUGUACUUUGUUUGGGCUUUUUGUUUUGGUACAUUUCUAAUACCCUUUUUGUUUGAAUCAUAAUUCUUCUG